Messenger RNA from Orycteropus afer afer, 1224 nucleotides. It is a transcript of the gene SLC35F1, whose product is annotated as solute carrier family 35 member F1. Gene Ontology annotation, biological process: transmembrane transport. The transcript has 8 exons. Gene Ontology annotation, cellular component: membrane. Gene Ontology annotation, molecular function: transmembrane transporter activity. Lineage: Eukaryota; Metazoa; Chordata; Mammalia; Tubulidentata; Orycteropodidae. The record is from RefSeq and is a predicted model, not a curated record. Bases 1 to 1224 code for a protein of 407 amino acids.
AUGAUCCCCCCCGAGCCGCCGCAGCAGCCGCUGCAGUCGCCGCCGCCAGCCCCGCCGAACCAUGUGGUGACCACCAUCGAGAACCUGCCGGUCGAGGGCAGCGGCGGCGGGAGCCUUUCCGCCUCCUCCCGGGCCAGCGUGCGUCAGAGGAUCCGCAAAGUGCUGAACAGGGAGAUGUUGAUCUCAGUGGCUCUAGGCCAGGUGUUAUCCCUCCUGAUUUGUGGGAUUGGCUUGACCAGCAAGUACCUGUCAGAAGAUUUCCAUGCCAAUACUCCAGUCUUCCAGAGUUUCCUCAAUUAUAUUCUUCUCUUCUUGGUCUAUACCACCACACUAGCUGUCAGACAAGGAGAAGAAAAUCUCCUGGCAAUUUUACGAAGACGAUGGUGGAAGUAUAUGAUCCUGGGACUCAUAGACCUGGAGGCAAAUUACCUGGUGGUCAAAGCUUACCAAUAUACAACCCUGACCAGUAUUCAGCUCCUGGAUUGUUUUGUGAUCCCGGUGGUGAUUUUGCUUUCCUGGUUCUUCCUGCUGAUUCGGUACAAGGCUGUGCAUUUCAUCGGCAUUGUCGUCUGCAUCCUGGGAAUGGGCUGCAUGGCCGGAGCAGAUGUGCUCGUGGGAAGGCAUCAGGGAGCAGGAGAAAAUAAGCUGGUAGGGGACCUUCUGGUCUUAGGAGGAGCCACACUGUAUGGUAUCUCUAACGUCUGGGAAGAAUACAUCAUCCGAACCCUGAGUCGAGUGGAGUUUCUGGGAAUGAUUGGACUCUUUGGUGCAUUUUUCAGUGGAAUUCAGUUAGCUAUAAUGGAGCACAAGGAGCUGUUAAAGGUGCCGUGGGAUUGGCAAAUAGGACUGCUCUAUGUUGGUUUUAGUGCCUGCAUGUUUGGUCUGUACAGCUUUAUGCCAGUCGUGAUAAAGAAAACCAGUGCCACUUCCGUCAACCUCUCUCUGCUCACUGCAGAUUUGUAUAGUCUGUUCUGCGGACUGUUUCUCUUUCACUAUAAGUUUUCAGGACUUUACCUUCUGUCUUUCUUCACCAUCCUCAUCGGCCUGGUGCUCUACUCUUCCACCUCCACGUACAUAGCCCAGGACCCCCGAGUAUACAAGCAGUUCCGCAAUCCUUCGGGACCUGUUGUGGACUUAACAACGACAGCUCAGGUGGAGCCUUCAGUCACCUACACCAGCCUGGGCCAAGAGACGGAAGAGGAGCCCCAUGUCCGCGUGGCCUAG